Trachemys scripta elegans is the source of this 1139-nucleotide messenger RNA. RefSeq names its product dimethylaniline monooxygenase [N-oxide-forming] 5-like. Bases 60 to 1139 code for a protein of 359 amino acids. The record is from RefSeq and is a predicted model, not a curated record. Gene Ontology annotation, molecular function: N,N-dimethylaniline monooxygenase activity; flavin adenine dinucleotide binding; NADP binding. The transcript is spliced from 5 exons. NCBI's taxonomy places the organism in Eukaryota, Metazoa, Chordata, Testudines, Emydidae.
UACUGGAUUUCUAGAGCUUUACUUUGUGGGAGGUCACAUGGCAGGUGUUACACUCUAUAAUGUUCUGCUCCCUGCAGGAGAAUCCCGAAGAGGGCAGGGCCAGCAUCUACAAAUCUCUCAUCAUCAGCACCUCCAAGGAGAUAAUGUGCUUCAGUGACUUCCCCAUCCCAGAUGAUUUCCCCAACUACAUGCACAACUCCAAAAUCAUGGAGUUUUUCCGCAUGUACGCUGACUACUUCGACCUUCUGAAAUACAUUCACUUCAAGGGGAGGAGAACCAUUGUGGUCAGUGUGACAAAACGCCCGGAUUUCUCCACUACGGGCCAGUGGGACAUUGUCACGGAGACUGCGGGGAAGCAGGAGUCAGCUGUCUUCGAUGGAGUCAUGGUUUGCACCGGCCAUCACACCAACGCCCAUCUGCCACUGGACUCCUUCCCAGGGAUCGAAAAGUUUAAAGGCCGCUACUUCCACAGUCGGGAUUACAAGAAGCCCCAGGAGUUCUCGGGGAAGAGAGUCAUUGUGAUCGGCAUUGGCAAUUCGGGAACAGACCUGGCAGUGGAGCUCAGCCACACCGCAGAUCAGAUCUUCCUUAGCACCAGGCAGGGUGCAUGGAUACUUGAUUGGAUUGGAGAAGAAGGGUACCCCAUGGACACAAUUUAUGUCACUCGCUAUAUAGAAUUCCUCUUGCGCAUUGUGCCUCUAUCCCUGCUUAACUACUUUACAGAAAAGAAACUGAAUGCAAAAUUCAACCAUGCAAUCUAUGGCCUGCAGCCUGCACACAGGUUUUCCAGCGUGCACCCAACCGCCAGUGACAAUCUGCCAAACCGCAUAAUCUCUGGCAAGGUGCUUGUGAAACCGAACAUCAAGGAGUUCGCCACAACCAGCGCCAUCUUCAAAGAUGGAACCAGAGAGGACAACCUUGAUGUGGUUAUCUUUGCUACAGGAUACAGCUUCUCUUUCUCCUUCCUCGGGGAUUGUGUCAAAGUGGUCGAAAACCAGGUCUCCCUGUAUAAAUUUGUCUUCCCUAAUCUGGAGAAGCCAACUCUGGUUUUCAUUGGCCUCAUCCAACCAUUUGGGCCCCUCAUGCCCAUUGCCGAACUCCGGGGUCACUGGGCCACACGUGUGUUCAAGGGUACGUGA